AUGUAAAAACACAAGACAAAUCUAAGUACGCAAACAUCUAGGUUCGUCCAACCAACAAACAAAUCAAAAACAAACACACACACACACCUACAUGCUCUACUUUCCCUUCUCUCUUUCCUCAUCAAAAUACUCCUUUCAGUUUCCCAACAAAGACAACUCUUCAAUGUAUUAGAAAACCCUUUAAAUUUCUCCACGUUUAGCCAAAGAUGUCAUCAACAAGCUAAAGCUACACAACAGAUUUGGUGUGAGUGAGAACAACAAGAUUCUGUUUAAUUCUUCAAACACAAACGUCUUUUUGGUCUCUGGAUUCUUCAUAAAUUUGGCUCCUUCAAUCACGCCCAUACUAUCGCAUUUAUUAAUCCCAAUAACAAAAUUAGCUCAAUAUUCAUUUCAGCUUUCACUUUCUUCCUCCAACCCCAUGAUAUCUGUUUCAUCAUUUCUUGCCUAAGUGAAUCAGUUGCCAAAUCUUGAGAUCUCAUUUUCUUGAUCUGGGGUUGAAAUUUUCUUGCCUAAAAAUCCUUGCUUUUUGCAGUAAAAUUUUGUGAACCACAUACCUGAUGAUACUUAUAUUCUCUGUGUCAUUCUCUUUGGAUGAUAGUUAAAUUGCUCAAUAUAGCAAUUUGGGAUAAAGAAAAUCUGAUUUUUCCUUCAAUUAUUGUACUUGAAAGUAUUAGUAGAAUUAGAAAUGAAGUCAAGAGUAGGGAGUCACGGGUCAUUGGAGGAGGGUAAAGAUCUUAGUACUAGGGUGGUAACUCAGUAUAAGCCUUUAACAUUAAGGUUACUUCAAUUUCUAUUGCUAUUUUUGGGUCUUGGUAUUGUAUUUUCAUUUGUUAGUAUGUAUAUGGUUCGGUAUUCAGUAGUUCAGAAUGUAAUCCCUAUGGUACAAUCAAGGUUUCAGCCCUGUAUUCAACAACUUGGUUUAGAGAGUUGGAUUAGGCCUCCGUCGAAUCUAUUGCAUUCGAUGAAUGAUACUCAGUUGUUUUGGCGAGCUUCGAUUGUUCCUCAAAUCAAAGAUUACCCUUUUAAUAGAACAUGUAAGAUCGCGUUCAUGUUCUUGACUAGAGGACCGUUGCCUUUAGCGCCUUUGUGGGAGAAGUUUCUCAAGGGGAAUGAGGAGCUUUUUUCAAUCUAUAUUCAUUCCUUGCCAUCACACAAACCUGAUUUCCCACCUUCAUCGGUUUUUCAUGGCAGGCAAAUUCCUAGUCAGGUGGCAGAGUGGGGAAGAAUGAGUAUGUGUGAUGCUGAAAGACGGCUUCUUGCUAAUGCACUGCUUGAUAUCUCCAACGAAUGGUUUGUCCUCCUAUCCGAGGCAUGCAUUCCGCUCCAUAACUUCAAAGCUGUCUAUCACUACAUAUCAAGAUCCAGGUAUAGCUUUAUGGGUGCAGUAGAUGAACCUGGACCUUAUGGAAGAGGACGUUACAAUCCGAAUAUGACACCUGAAGUUAACCUCACUGAAUGGCGUAAAGGAUCUCAGUGGUUUGAAGUCAACAGGAAACUCGCUGUUGACAUUGUUAAAGAUGAGGUAUACUACCCUAAGUUUGAGCAGUUCUGCAGACCAGCAUGUUACGUGGACGAGCACUAUUUUCCAACGAUGCUGACAAUAGAAUCGCCUCGCCUCCUGGCUAACCGGACUCUCACUUGGGUGGACUGGUCCAGAGGUGGCGCUCAUCCUGCUACAUUUGGGAAGGCCGAUAUUACUGAUCAAUUUUUCAAGAAAAUUUCUGAUAGCCCGCUCUGUAUAUACAAUAACCAGCCUACUUCACUUUGUUUCCUUUUUGCCAGAAAAUUUGCUCCUAGUGCUUUGGAUCCUUUGUUAGAACAUUCAGCCAAGUUUUUGGGCUUCUAGAAUUAUAAGCGAUUUGUAGCUAAUUAGAUGCUAUGAUCAGUUGAGUUCCAUACUAGCUAAUUAGAUGCAUCAGUAUAUACAAUGCUGAUAACAUGGUGUGACAGGCUCACAAUGUUCUCUCCUAUGUGAUGUUGUAUCACGUUGCUUUUUAUUUUGAGACAUGGAUGGAGAAAUGAGGAUUCAUAUAGCCGA
Nicotiana attenuata is the source of this 2038-nucleotide messenger RNA. RefSeq lists its product as uncharacterized. Gene Ontology annotation, cellular component: membrane. NCBI's taxonomy places the organism in Eukaryota, Viridiplantae, Streptophyta, Magnoliopsida, Solanales, Solanaceae. The record is from RefSeq and is a predicted model, not a curated record. Gene Ontology annotation, molecular function: glycosyltransferase activity. The coding region runs from base 686 to 1846 and encodes 386 amino acids. The transcript is spliced from 2 exons.